AUGAAAGAUGAUUAUUGGCGGAAUGCUUGCUACAUCCUUUCAUGGAUCGACAUGCUGCAGUGUGUUGAUGAACCAGCAAGUUUGCUUGUCUUACACAAAGGCCGAGAGAGGCUCAAGACAUGCUGCUGCCCAGCUCAGCUAUCCCAAUUAAGGCCGCAUCCACAAGACGGCCUGGCAAGGUCGCAAAUUGUCCAAACCGGUCCGCUGGCUCAAGUUCAAUGCAUUCUGAACAACGAUGGCGAAUGGAUGCUUCGAACUUACAUUAACGAUUCUGACAUCGAGCGGAUCAGACUAGAACGAAUUCAAGGAGUCCAGCAUUCAAUCGAGAGUGAGGACAGAAGUGGUACUAGUCUGGCCCAAGUCAUGACGCUGUCGGAUGGUGUGAUCUUGAAGCCAUUUCGAGGAUCCCUUUUAGCCAGCGCCAAUACGAAAAAGCGCUCCAGUGGCGUUCUCAAGGGCAAUGGCCAGCAAGGAGCUGAGAAAGGUACCACCGCCCCUGCGAGAAGAAAGAUUCGCCUCCGUGAUAACAGCACUACUCUGUACGACCCGAACAUAAUGCCAGACUUCAGCGCCGUGAAGAUGGUCAAGCCCGAUAUCACCGCAUUAUUCAAAGGAACAAGUACAACCGGUUGGGACGGAGUGGUUCCGAACGAGGCUGGAAAAUGGCACUUUCACACUUGCGGAGGCAAUGAAUGGACCGACUCGUCAGAAGGCAUUGCCGCGGCAGAGAUGGGUGGUCAGGGCAUCUUUGAGCCUGAUACCAACCAUCCUACUGCCCAGGAUGUUUAUGAUUACAAGAAGUGUUACAAGCGGCAUGGGAAAGGUGUUGCCGAUCGGUCUCAGAAUGUGACGAUUGUUUGGAGACCUGAUAGUUGGCCUCUUGCACAUCAGAGGACGCAAGUGGAAGAUGCGCCAGCAGAAGCUAUUGCUGGAGCGGUGUCUGGUCAGGUUGUUGAUUUUGCUGCUUCAUCGAAUGGAGCUUCUGCCGCGAAUGAGGUUCCGGUCAGUCCACGGUCUGGACCUGCACCCAACGACAAUAAUGCUCGGACCACGCAUCUGGAGAAUGUCGAAGAUUCCAGUGGGCUUAUGCCACCACCAGCAAACCCGUUCGACCCUGCAGGUAACACGUUGCCAGAAAUCUCCAACUAG
Messenger RNA from Pseudocercospora fijiensis CIRAD86, 1149 nucleotides. RefSeq lists its product as uncharacterized. The transcript has 4 exons. Bases 1 to 1149 code for a protein of 382 amino acids. NCBI's taxonomy places the organism in Eukaryota, Fungi, Ascomycota, Dothideomycetes, Mycosphaerellales, Mycosphaerellaceae. The record is from RefSeq and is a predicted model, not a curated record.